Messenger RNA from Trichechus manatus latirostris (Florida manatee), 3039 nucleotides. Its product is annotated as deleted in malignant brain tumors 1 protein. The transcript has 13 exons. Bases 1 to 3039 code for a protein of 1012 amino acids. Gene Ontology annotation, molecular function: serine-type endopeptidase activity. NCBI's taxonomy places the organism in Eukaryota, Metazoa, Chordata, Mammalia, Sirenia, Trichechidae. The record is from RefSeq and is a predicted model, not a curated record. Gene Ontology annotation, biological process: zymogen activation. Gene Ontology annotation, cellular component: plasma membrane.
AUGCCCCAACACCAGAGGCCACUCCCCAGUGUCUCUCCUCCUUGUGCCUCCCCAGGGGCCUGGAUGGAGGUGAGGCUGGUGAACGGCACAGGGAGGUGCUCAGGCCACAUGGAGGUCCUCAUCCAGGGCAUGUGGGGGACCGUAUGUGACAACCUCUGGGACCUGGCUGAGGCCACCGUUGUGUGCCACCAGCUGCAGUGUGGCCAGGCUGUGGCAGCCCCCACAGGCGCCUACUUUGGGGCGGGCUCUGGGCAGAUCCUACUGGACGACGUGCAGUGUGUGGGCAGCGAGAGCCACCUGGGGCAGUGCAUGCACAGUGGCCGGGUCGGGCUCAACUGUGGGCACCUGGAGGAUGCCAGCAUCAUCUGUGCAGGAGGCUGGGCCCCCGUGCGGCUGGUGGGAGGCCCAGGUAUCUGCGCCGGCCGUGUGGAGCUUUUCUACCAGGGAAUUUGGGGGACCGUGUGCGAUGACCUGUGGGACCUGCAGGAAGCAAACAUCAUCUGCAGGCAGCUGGGCUGUGGUUGGGCCAUUUCGGCCCCAGGCGAGGCCCACUUCGGGGAAGGUGCUGGAAAAAUCCUCCUUGACAAUGUGCACUGUAUGGGCGAUGAACAGCACCUGGAAGAAUGCUCCCACGUUGGCUGGUUUUCCCACAACUGUGGCCACAGUGAAGAUGCCGGAGUGAUCUGCUCAGGCCCCUUGAUGCUCUCAGCCAGCUCUCAGUCAAACCUCGACUGCACCAAUGAAUAUUUUGAAAUCUUGGAUGGGCCUCCAACCUCGACCAAAUCCCUGGGGAAGGCCUGUUCAGGCUUCUAUCUCACCUAUGCAUCCUCCUCCAGCUCAAUGACCCUUGUGUACUUCCGAAGCUUCAACAACAUCGGGAAAAACUUCCUUGCUUAUUAUUACUCUGCAACCAAAGGAGACUGGCCAGAGCUGCGACUGGUGGGUGGCUCCGGUCGGUGCUUGGGUCGUGUGGAAGUCCUCCACCAAGGGGCCUGGGGCACUGUGUGUGAUGACCUGUGGGACCUGAACGAAGCUGAAGUUGUGUGCCGCCAGCUGGAGUGCGGCCGGGCCGUGUCUGCCCUUGGGAAGGCUCACUUCGGCCCAGGCUCAGGGUACAUCCUUCUGGACAACCUCCAGUGUGCUGGGGUGGAGCACUACCUGGGCCAGUGCACCCACUCGAGCUGGUGGGAGCACAACUGCAGCCACCACGAGGAUGCCGGUGUCAUCUGCUUAGAAGAUGGGCCGGUGCUACGACUGGUGGGUGGCUCCAGUUGGUGCUCAGGCCGUGUGGAGGUCCUCCACCAAGGGGCCUGGGGCACUGUGUGUGAUGACCUGUGGGUUCUGAGCAAAGCCAAAGUUGUAUGCCACCAGCUCGGGUAUGGACGGGCUGUCGCUGCCCCUGGCAAGGCCCACUUUGGCCGAGGCUCUGGAGACAUCUUCCUGGACAAGAUUCAGUGUUCAGGAAGUGAGAACCACCUUGGCCAGUGCCCCAGCUCUGCCUGGUCAGACCACAACUGUGGCCACCACGAGGACGCUGGCGUCAUCUGCUCGGGUAACCUCUUCUCCCACGAUAGGAUCUCUGAUAUUUCAGCCACUGGUGUCUUAGUAUUAGAGGACAUCUAUGGGUGCCCUUAUGACUACAUUGAAGUGUUCGAUGGCCAGCAAGUUGCCUCACUCUCCAUGGGCAGGUUUUGUGCUGGGGCCAAGCUCACAUUCCUCUCCUCUUCAAACGUCAUGACUGCAGUGUUCAGAAGUGACGCCAUGAUCACCAACACAGGGUUUUAUGCUGUGUACCAUGCCAUUCAGCAAGAUGAAAGGGACAGUGAAGAAAAAGACCUGCCUCUGCGCCUGGCGGGUGGGUGGAGCCGGUGCCAGGGCCGCGUAGAGGUUCGGCACCACGGCAUGUGGGGCACGGUGUGUGAUGACCACUGGAACAUCAAGAACGCCCGGGUCGUGUGCCGCCUUCUGGGAUGUGGCCAUGCGCUGCAUGCCCUGGGGCACGGCCACUUCGGCCCAGGUUUGGGGCCCAUCCUGCUGGACGAUGUGCACUGCGUGGGCAACGAGGAUGCGCUGGAGCAUUGUGCCCACUUGGGCUGGGCUCACCACAACUGCCGUCACAGCGAGGACGCAGGCGUGGUGUGCAAAGUUCCAGCCAUCCCGGGUGCCAUCGGGGGACCCAUUCUGAAUGCCCAGCUCUCCUGCCUGCCUAACCUCUUCCAAGCCAUCAUUGACCGAAGCUAUCUCCGGAGGCUGGGCUACUCCUCCUGGGACCUCCACUUAAAUGAUAAGCUGUGUCGCCCUCAAGUCAUGGGGCGCUAUCUGAUCUUCAACAUUCCCUACGGCCACUGUGGCACCGUCAGGCAGGAAAGCCUUGGCUCCUUCAGCUACUCCAACUCCAUUAGAGGCCGAAUACAAGGCCACCCUGGACGAGUCAUUGUGCGGCACAAGGUGCCUCAGCUCAAGCUCACCUGCAGGGUGGAGCGCCCCUCAGCGGGCGCAGGUGUUCAUGGGGCUGACAUCUUGAGCGAGGGAGUUGGCUAUGAUGUGUCCAUAACAUUCCUCGAGUCACCCACAUCCCAUCCUAUGGGAAGCAUGAAGCCGCACUAUGCCAGCCAGAGGCAAGAGGUCUUCCUCCAAGCCACUCUCCAUAGCCACGAUCCCAACCUGAUGCUCUUUGUGGACACCUGCGUGGCUUCUCCAGAUCCCCAGGAUUUUACAACUGUCAAGUACGAGUUGAUCCAGCAGGGCUGCAUCAAAGACAAUACCUAUACCAACCUCCACUCCCGCCAGAAGAAUGUAGCCCAGUUCAAGUUCAACGCCUUUAGCUUUCUCAACAGCUACGAUGUGGUCUAUCUGCAGUGUAAGAUCGCCGUGUGCAAAGUAGGCGACUACUCCUCCCGCUGUGCCCCCGGCUGUGCACGGAGGAGUAAGAGAGGCACAAGCCCCUUGGUGGCCAAGGAAGGGCAGACUGAGCAUUUCCACAUGGUGGGACCGCUGGAGAUCCACAAAGGAACUGGUCAGAGCAAGACCCCAGUGUGA